ACAACAAAGAUCAGAUACGCCAUGGAAAAUGAAACAUCUGUGACUGAGUUCAUUAUACUGGGCUUCUCAAAACUCCCAGAAAUGAAGUUUUUAUUGUUUCUGGUGUUUUUUUGUCUGUAUUUCUUUACAAUACUUGGUAACAUUAUUAUUGUUGUCACCAUCAGUUUUGAUUCUAGCCUAGAGACUCCCAUGUAUUUUUUUCUAAGGAAUUUGUCUUUCUUGGAGUUAUGCUUCACCUCGGUCACCAUACCCAACAUGCUUGUAAAUCUCCGUUUGGCAGAAAGCAAAAUCUCUUUUGUUGGGUGUGCAACACAGCUCUAUUUCUUUUUACUGUUUGGUGUCACUGAAUGCUUUCUUCUUUCUGUCAUGUCAUACGACCGCUAUGUGGCCAUCUGUAUCCCAUUGCGAUACACAGCCAUCAUGGACAAGAAAACUUGUCUCCAGCUGUCUGUGGUGUCUUGGGUUGCUGGAUUCUUGGUGGCAGCAGGACACACCACCUUCAUUUUUAAUCUCCCAUUUUGUGGACCCAACAUAAUUAAUCAUUUCUUCUGUGAGAUUCAGCCAUUGCUUGUGCUGAUUUGCGGAAACACUUACUGGAAUGAAGUCCAAGUCAUUGCAGUGGCUGGUGUUGUACUGAUGCUGCCCUUCAUUUUUAUCCUGGUGUCUUACUUCCAUAUCAUCACAACCAUCUUGAAGAUGAGAUCGGCCAAAAGUAGGCACAAGACCUUCUCCACUUGUUCUUCUCACCUCAUUGUAGUCACCCUGUUUUAUGGCACAGCCCUCUUCAUGUACACACGGCCUAAGUCCAGUUAUUCUUUGGGCACUGACAAGUGGUUGUCUCUGUUCUAUUCCGUCAUCACACCAAUACUGAACCCCAUAAUAUAUAGUCUCAGGAACAAAGAGGUAAAAGGGGCAAUGUGGAAACUGUGUUCUAAAAUCUUUCUUACGCCAAAGGUUUAA
Messenger RNA from Eublepharis macularius, 960 nucleotides. RefSeq names its product olfactory receptor 10C1-like. The coding region runs from base 22 to 960 and encodes 312 amino acids. The transcript is spliced from 2 exons. Gene Ontology annotation, cellular component: membrane. The record is from RefSeq and is a predicted model, not a curated record. Gene Ontology annotation, molecular function: olfactory receptor activity; G protein-coupled receptor activity. NCBI's taxonomy places the organism in Eukaryota, Metazoa, Chordata, Lepidosauria, Squamata, Eublepharidae. Gene Ontology annotation, biological process: G protein-coupled receptor signaling pathway.